AUGACCCUCAGUCGUGGCUCGACUGAGCUGACCUUGGAUCCUGCGCUCCAGCCAGAGGAGACCCCCACCCCCAGCCUGGCUGAGCUGACCCUGGAGCCUGUGCACCACCGACCCGAGCUCCUGGAUGCCUGUGCCGACCUCAUCAACGAGCAGUGGCCCCGCAGCCACGCCUCCCGCUUGCACUCCUUGGGCCAGUCCUCAGACAACUUCCCCCUCUGCCUGAUGCUGCUGAGUCCCCACCCUGUGCCAGGGAAAGCUCCCAUUGUGGUGGGACAUGCCCGCCUGUCACGGGUGCUAGACAGGCCCCAGAGCCUCCUAGUGGAGACGGUGGUGGUGGCCCGGGCCCUGAGGGGCCGUGGCUUUGGCCGCUGCCUCAUGGAGGGCCUCGAGGUCUUUGCUCGGGCCCGGGGCUUCCGCCGGUUACACCUCACCACCCAUGACCAGCUGCACUUCUAUGCCCACCUUGGCUACCAGCUGGGCGAGCCUGUCCAGGGCCUGGUCUUCACCAGCCAACGGCUGCCCACCACUCUGCUCAGUGCCUUCCCCAGGGCCCCUUCCCCAUGGCCACCCUCCAAGACCCCUAGCCUGACUGCCCAAGCUGCCUCAAGAGCCCCCAAAGGGCCACCAUUGCCACCACCCCCUCCGCUGCCUAAGCCCUUGACCACCUCACCCCGCCCUCCACAAAGCCCACUAGAGACACAGUACCAUGACUUGAGAGGACGCCCCAUAUUUUGGAUGGAGAAGGACAUCUGAGGGCCACCUAAGGCAAGGCACUGUCUUUCUGGUUCAGUGGACUCCCCAGGGCAGUCCCAGCCUCAGCCCACUGGCCCCUGGGGGCAGCUCUAGCUUGGCCAGGUCUCGAGUGCCAGUGGGGCUGGUGAUGGUUUCCUCCCUGGCUGUAGCUCUGACCUGUCUGUGUGGCUGAAUAAAGGCUUCUGUCGGGUGUA
Artibeus jamaicensis (Jamaican fruit-eating bat) is the source of this 947-nucleotide messenger RNA. It is a transcript of the gene NAA80, whose product is annotated as N-alpha-acetyltransferase 80, NatH catalytic subunit. NCBI's taxonomy places the organism in Eukaryota, Metazoa, Chordata, Mammalia, Chiroptera, Phyllostomidae. Gene Ontology annotation, molecular function: N-acetyltransferase activity; acetyl-CoA binding. The record is from RefSeq and is a predicted model, not a curated record. The transcript has a single exon. Gene Ontology annotation, biological process: protein acetylation. Bases 1 to 753 code for a protein of 250 amino acids. Gene Ontology annotation, cellular component: cytoplasm.